This is a messenger RNA of Pyrenophora tritici-repentis Pt-1C-BFP, 1150 nucleotides long. RefSeq names its product Epimerase multi-domain protein. Gene Ontology annotation, molecular function: oxidoreductase activity, acting on the CH-OH group of donors, NAD or NADP as acceptor. NCBI's taxonomy places the organism in Eukaryota, Fungi, Ascomycota, Dothideomycetes, Pleosporales, Pleosporaceae. The record is from RefSeq and is a predicted model, not a curated record.
AAUCACCCCUCUGUUCACUUGAAACUCGUCGUCUACUCACACUCUGGAAACCAAAAUGCCUACUGUUGUGAUUAAGCCAGGCGCCACGGUAUUUGUGACUGGUGCCAAUGGGCUCAUUGGAAGCCAUGUUAUCGAUCAGUUGCUUAAGAAAGGAUACAACGUACGCGGUACGGUAAGAGAUGUAGCCAAGGCAAAGUGGCUGAGUGAGUACUUUGACGCAAAGUACAAAGAUGCCAAACUUGAGUUGGUCAGCGUACCGGAUAUGCGCGUUGAAGGGUGCUAUGACAGCGUAGUUGAUAGUAUCGAAGGCUUCGUUCACGUCGCAUCCCCUCUUGAUGGCAUUUCCGAUGUCGAUGAGGCAAUCAAGAUUGCUGUGACAGGGGCUCUGAACGCCCUCAAGGCAUGCGCAAAGACUCCUUCGUGCAAACGCUUCGUCUUCACUUCCUCGUCUAUUGCCGCGACAUUCCCACGCCCGAAUGUCGAGUUCUCCAUCGAUGAGACAUCGUUCAACGACGAGGCAAUGGAAGUCCUGCGCAAAGAGCCGGGUAAGGAGGGGCUGUUUGUCUAUGCCGCGUUGAAGACAGAGGCGGAAAAGGCAGUAUGGAAGUGGACAAAGGAAAACAAGCCUGGGUUCGUAGUGAACACUGUUCUACCCAACGCGAAUUUCGGCCGAGUUCUCGUUCCCGAGCAUCAGGGCUACCCGUCAACUAUUGGCUGGACGCAUGAUGCUUGGAUAGGCGUAGAGACUGACAGGUGGACCUCAUGGGCAGGGCCACAAUGGUUCAUCUCGACUGAGGAUGAUGCACUACUGCACGUUUCUGCAUUGAUUCACAGCGACGUGGAUUCCGAACGCCUGUUUGGCUUUGCUGAGCCUUGGAGUUACAAUAAGAUGAUGGACAUUUGGCGCAAGCAGUAUCCCGAGAGGAAGUUUGCCGAUAACAUUGAGGGAAUGGGUGAAGAUCGCAUGAAGGUGCCUAAUGAGAGAGCGGAGGAAGUACUGAGGUGGGUGAAGGGAGCGGGCUGGGACAGCUUGGAGCAAAGCUUGAAGGAAAUGACUGAGAACUGGAAAUAAAGUGAACCGCUGCCGCUGAGAAUGUAGUAAAAGAGCUUUAGUCGAUGAUUGACGUGUCUAUCGAUUGAUUUAUACAAC